Messenger RNA from Lasiodiplodia theobromae, 834 nucleotides. RefSeq lists its product as uncharacterized. NCBI's taxonomy places the organism in Eukaryota, Fungi, Ascomycota, Dothideomycetes, Botryosphaeriales, Botryosphaeriaceae. The coding region runs from base 1 to 834 and encodes 277 amino acids. The record is from RefSeq and is a predicted model, not a curated record. The transcript has a single exon.
AUGCCAUCGAUAAUCGCCAAACUCGCUUCUAUCAAGAAGAAAAGCACCCACACCUUCACCGUCCUCCGCCACAACCCCGAACUUUUCAACGAGUCCUCCACUAUCAAAUUCCACACCCCACUGAUCCCAAGCAUCGCCAACGUCCUCCGCCCGCGCCCAACACUUCACCUACUCACCGACGUUCCUCCAAAGGGCUCCGACUUCACUUCCUCUCCCUACACCUGCACCUCGUCCUCCGCUUCCACCAAUCCCACCACUCCAGAACCCACCGAAAAAGUCGGCGACGACGCAACCGCAAUCCCGACCGUGACGGUAGCACCGCCGCCGCCGUCGUCGCCGUGGACCUGCCCGCCUUCCGCCGUUCCCUGGCCGCCGCAGAUCUGCGCCGCGCCGCUCUCGACGCACCACCGCCUCGCGCCGUGCGCCCACGUCGUGCGCACGCCCUUCCUGACGCCCUGCGGCUCCAACUGCGCGCACGUCUUCGUCGCUACUACCAACAGCAGAAAUGACCACCACAUUGCAUCCCCUUUGACGCCGGCGACGCCGCUGCCGCCGCUCCUGCCGUUCGUCGUCGACGAGCCGUUCACGUGCGCCAUCUGUGUGGAUGAGGUGGUCGAGGCGGAGGCGGAGCGGAAGAGAAGGGCGUUCGUGGGGUUGUUGGAGCGCAAUGCGGCAGAGCUGUUGGAGGGGGAGGAGGGCGUUGUGGCUGGGGCGUAUGAGCGGAUUCUGGCGAUGGAGAUGGAGGAUGAGAGGGCGAGGAUUGUGGAGCAGUUGGAUGGAAGGCCGUGUGAGGCGGCGGAAGAGAAGGAUGGGCAUGGGCGGAUGUGCCCGUGA